UGUGUGUAUAUAUGAUGAUGAUGGUGCUAAUAUAUAUAUCACCAAGAGAGAUACCACCCAGCUGCCACUCUCUAACCUGUCUCACCAACUCACAUCUAGAAGCAAUUAGUUCCUCCCUCUCUCUCUCUCUCUCUCUCCAGAGUCAAAAGCUUAUAUAUAUAUACACACACACAUAUGUAUUGUAUGUAUGUAUAAGAAAUCACAUCAAGUCCUUAAAGGGCCGGUCUUGAUGCUGAAGAACCACUUCAUAUAAUCCAUCCACUGUCAAUAGUACUACUACUCAAAAGGCCAUCCAACAAAGGAGGUCAGACAAACAACAUUAAUACUACUCAACUGAUCAUCAAGGUUUGAGCCGAGCGUCAACUACUUUGCAGUUUUGUGAGAUUAAUUACAAAGGAAAGGAAUAAUGGGGAGGUCUCCUUGCUGUGAAAAAGCUCACACAAACAAAGGCGCUUGGACCAAAGAAGAAGACGAUCGUCUCAUCGCUUAUAUUCGCGCACACGGCGAGGGCUGCUGGCGCUCCCUCCCCAAGGCCGCCGGCCUCCUCCGCUGCGGCAAGAGCUGCCGCCUCCGCUGGAUCAAUUACUUGCGCCCUGACCUCAAACGUGGCAACUUCACCGAAGAAGAAGAUGAACUCAUUAUCAAACUCCACAGCCUUCUUGGCAACAAGUGGUCACUUAUAGCUGGAAGAUUGCCGGGAAGAACGGACAAUGAGAUCAAGAAUUACUGGAACACUCACAUCAGACGAAAGCUUUUGAGCCGGGGUAUUGAUCCAACCACUCACAGGCCAAUCAAUGAGCCCGCAGCAGCAGCAGCAGCAGCUUCACAGGAAUCCAUCAAAACCAUCUCUUUUUCUGCUGCUAAUUCAAAAGAAGAAGACGACGACCACGACGACAAAAACACAACUGGUGGUGGUGGGAGUUUGAUGAUCACCAAAGAAGAUCACAACAGCCCGGCUGCAGAGCGUUGCCCCGAUUUGAAUCUGGAGCUCCGAAUCAGCCCUCCUUACGGUCAGCAGCAGGAUCAUCAUCAUCAAGACCCACUCAGAACAGGUGGAAUCAGAGAUACUUCUAGCAGUAGUUCGUGCUUCGCCUGUAGCCUUGGGAUACAGAACAGCAAAGACUGCAGCUGCAGCAGCGGCCGUAGCAGUAAUCCAGGGUAUGAUUUUCUGGGGUUGAAGACCGGAGUUUUGGACUACAGAAGCGUGGAGAUGAAAUGAUAUCUUCAUCAGAAAUAUCAACUACUUCAUGAUCUGAGAUUAAUUAAGCUUUUCUUCUUUCUUUCUAAUCUGUAACAAUAUUAUUAAAGAUUAAUUCAUCAAGAAAUAGUAGAAAUUAUUAAUUAAUGUUAAAGAUAGAGGUAAUAUAUAUAUAUAUAUAUAUAAUUAAUUAGUUGAGAGAUCUUCCUCAUGAAGAA
Sesamum indicum (sesame) is the source of this 1416-nucleotide messenger RNA. RefSeq names its product myb-related protein 308. The record is from RefSeq and is a predicted model, not a curated record. Lineage: Eukaryota; Viridiplantae; Streptophyta; Magnoliopsida; Lamiales; Pedaliaceae.